Molecule: messenger RNA, 1404 nt
Organism: Zasmidium cellare ATCC 36951
Lineage: Eukaryota; Fungi; Ascomycota; Dothideomycetes; Mycosphaerellales; Mycosphaerellaceae
Product: carbohydrate-binding module family 35 protein
Exons: 5
Coding region: 1-1404 (467 amino acids)
Biological process (GO): carbohydrate metabolic process
Molecular function (GO): hydrolase activity, hydrolyzing O-glycosyl compounds
Source: RefSeq, a predicted model, not a curated record
AUGCAUGUCUCAACUGUGUCGCUUGUUCUGGGCAUCCUCGCCAGUGCCAAGUACAUUGUUCCUGCAGGCGAAUGGCUGGACACCGACGGCAAUUUUGUCAACGCCCACGCCGGCGGCAUUACAGUCGAUGAAGAAGAUGGAAAGUUCUAUUGGUUUGGAGAGCGCAAGACGGAAGAUGAGCCAGAGGGCGGCGGCAUCUCAGUCUACAGCUCCGAAGACCUUGCGACUUGGACGUACCAUGGACUUGCACUGGCUCCGAUCGAAGGACAUCCAUACAUUGCCCCGGAGCACAUAAUUCAAAGGCCAAAGGUUGCUUGGAGCAAGGAAGCGGAGCAGUACCAUAUGUGGUGGCACGCCGACAACAGCACGUACGGCUGGCUACUUCAGGGUUUCGCAACAUCUCCCAACAUCACCGGCCCAUACUCAUUCGUCUCUGCCACGGCGCCUCUCGGCAACUGGUCGCAGGACUUUGGCAUGUUCACCGACUACAAAGACGGAAAGACGUACGCCCUUUACUCUAAUGGCGACAGCGUAGAAGGAAGAGAUGUGUACCUCACGAGCUUCAACAGCAACAUCACGUCGCUGGACAGCGUCAUCCAUCGAUUCGACAAGUUUGACCUGGAGGCACCAACGAUCAUCCAGACCGAUCAAAGCUACUACGCAUUGAUGAGCCACAAGACAGGCUACAGACCCAACAAUGUGGUGGCGUUCCGCUCCGACAGUCUCUCCGGUCCUUGGUCUCAGCCAUUCUUCGUCGCUCCGCUCAACACUAGAACAUACAACUCCCAGUCAGGCUUUUCACUCCGCAUCGAAGGCACAAAGCGGACGACGUACCUGUACCUUGGAGAUCAGUGGGACUCGCGGUCGGUUUGGGAGAGCAGGUACAUCUGGCUCCCUGCAGUGAUCGAUGACGAGAAAAUGACGCUUGACGUUGUCUGGCAUGACGUAUAUGACUUGGAUGUCAAAACCGGCGAGUGGUCACCUAUUGACGGCGAGACAUAUUACGCCAAGGAUGCUGUCAUCGAAGGUGGCGCUUUCAAGCAGGAAGCCAACUUCGCAAGCGGUGGGAUCAUCGUUACAGGAAUUAGGGGCAACGACAGCACAAUAACAUUCGAGAACAACACAGACGACAUGGGCUUUGGCGACCAGCCUGGUGGCAGUCCAGACCGAAUUGGUGGGACAUGGAUUCUACGGCGCAUCAGCAGUGUUACGGUCAACGGAGAUACAGCAAACAUCAAGGAACUACGGCAGCGGGACACGCACAAAGGCAUCCUACUUUCGACGCCGCUGUUACUCGAUUUGAAAGAAGGUAGCAACACAAUCACUGUCGGGGGGCUGUCCAACGGGAAUGGUACUUUGGGUGCCGAUCUGGAUCGGAUUGUGGUGUAUCUUCCUGAAGAGUAG